AUGACGGAAUCUGCAAAUCAACCCAGCUCUGCCUCAUCUGCCCCGAAGAAAGGCAAGAAAGACAAUCGCCCUUCGCCUGAGGAGAUCGAGGCCAAGCGUCGCGAACGUGCAGCCAAGAAGGAGAAGGCAGCAAAGCAGGCGGAGCUUGCCGCUGCCAUUGCUGCGAACGGCAAGGUUUCGAACGGACAUCUCGAUGAGCAAGGAAAGGUUCUCUUCAUCCCCCGUGACUGGGCGGACGUCGUCAGGACCGAGACCGAUAGCUCUGACAAGAAGCAGAAGAUCCGCAUCGUCAGUUGGAACAUCUUAGCGCAAGGCUUGGUGCGCAGAAAGCUGUUUCCAGGCUCGGACUGUCUCAAGUUCAAGGACCGCUGUGUGGGGCUGAGUGCCGAGCUGUCCAGUCGCACCGGCCACGGCUGGGAUGUAGGCUGCUUCCAAGAAGUCGACCGAAUGGACGUGCAUGGAGGAAUGAUGCAGAGAGAUGGCUUCAGCUAUGUCUACGAAAAGGGAUACAGACAGAAGCAGCACGGUCUUCUGGUAGCAUGGAGACGCGACCUGUUUGGGGAGCGUCCACACAGUCAGAUGACAAUCGAUCUCGAUGCAGAGAGCGUAGCACCAGCGUCCGAGCGCGUCAGGACGGCGUGCUCUCGCAUCACCCGGAAUGUCGGCCUCUUUGUGGCCCUGCGUGCACAAAAUAGCAAAGACAAGGAGGCCAGCACCAGCCCAGGACUGAUCGUGGCAACCACGCACCUCUUUUGGCAUCCCAUGCAUGCGUACGAACGGGCAAGGCAAUCUGGAAUUCUUGUACGAAGAUUGCAAGAGUUCCGAUCCGAACUUGGCGACGAUUGGAGGGAUGCGCCUUGCAUCCUCGCUGGUGACUUUAACGACCAGCCGCAUUCAGCAACAUAUCACCUCUUGGCGGGCCGCAAGCUGACACCGCACUGCCACAAAGAGGUGUCCUUGUCGAGCGUGGUGCACAAGAGCAUCGAUGAGCGAAGGGAGAAGGGCAACGUCUCGAACGGGUUUGCGCCUGGCACAACCGAGCCGGCCCGAGAUGCUCCGAACACCAAGAAAGCCGAAGCAACGGACGAAGGUACCAAAGAGCAACAGCAAGACGUUCAAGAGGCUGAAGAUGAUGCCGAUGAGGACGAGGCAGAAGCAGAAGAGCAAAGAGAAGAAGGUAAAGGCGAGGACGAGGGCAAAGGCGAAGGCGAAGGCGAGGGUGCUGACGAUCGCAUGCUCAAGAACUGCCGUGCUGCGACUGCGCAAGAUGCUCUUCUUUCUAUGGACGAGUUGCUUCAGUUACACGAUGUCGCUCGACCUCGGCCAGGAUCAGUUGCAGCUCCGAACGGCUCUUCUUUGCCUCAAAAAGCUGUCCACUCAGCGCACCUUGGCUCUGCUUACGCCCUACACUAUGGCCAAGUCCGGGAGCCGUGCGAAGAGGGCAACUUCUUCGGCUCCCCCGGACGAGGUCGAGAGCGCUGGGAUGAUCCCGAUUGGACGCCAGAGACUGGCAAUUGUCACCAGGGCGACAGCACUGAGCCAAUGUGGACCAUCUUCUCCAGCCUCUUUUCUCUCACGCUCGAUUACAUCUUCAUGCUGCCGAAAGCAGGGCCUGAAGGCGAAACAGCGUCGGCGGAGUAUCCGACAGUCACAAGACUGCUUCGAACACAUCGAACAGAAACACUACAACCGGGUCUUCCGAGAAAGGGAGUUUGUGCCUCGGAUCACAUUGCAAUUGGCGCCGAAAUCGAAGUGUGA
This is a messenger RNA of Ustilago hordei, 1758 nucleotides long. RefSeq lists its product as uncharacterized. NCBI's taxonomy places the organism in Eukaryota, Fungi, Basidiomycota, Ustilaginomycetes, Ustilaginales, Ustilaginaceae. The record is from RefSeq and is a predicted model, not a curated record. Gene Ontology annotation, molecular function: poly(A)-specific ribonuclease activity. Bases 1 to 1758 code for a protein of 585 amino acids. The transcript has a single exon.